Molecule: messenger RNA, 1169 nt
Organism: Meleagris gallopavo (turkey)
Lineage: Eukaryota; Metazoa; Chordata; Aves; Galliformes; Phasianidae
Source: RefSeq, a predicted model, not a curated record
AUGGCUGUGCCGUGUAAGCAGUUUAAUUUGCAUGUUUUGAUUAGCAAGCAUAGCAGGUUUACAAGCCUUGUAGUUCUUUACUCCUUUUGUCCUUGUAGUCGGAAAGCAGCAGCUGUGUUCUCUGGACAGGCUUCUCAGCAUCACCACCUCCCUGCCUGUUUGACCCCUGUUCUUUUCUCUUUAGGAAUUGACUACAAGACGACUACCAUCCUGUUGGACGGCAGAAGGGUCAAGCUGGAGCUCUGGGACACGUCGGGGCAAGGCAGAUUUUGCACCAUUUUCAGGUCGUACUCCAGAGGAGCCCAGGGAAUUCUCCUGGUGUAUGACAUCACCAACCGCUGGUCCUUUGAUGGGAUAGAUCGAUGGAUAAAGGAAAUAGAUGAGCAUGCCCCAGGGGUGCCCCGGAUCCUGGUGGGAAACAGACUUCACCUGGCCUUCAAACGACAGGUGCCCACAGAGCAGGCCAGGGCGUACGCUGAGAAGAACUGCAUGACAUUCUUUGAGGUCAGCCCACUGUGCAACUUCAACGUCAUAGAGUCCUUCACAGAGCUGUCUCGUAUCGUCCUCAUGCGGCACGGCAUGGAGAAGAUCUGGAGACCCAACCGAGUGUUCAGCCUGCAGGACCUGUGCUGCCGAGCCAUCGUUUCCUGCACCCCCGUGCACCUCAUCGACAAGCUGCCGCUGCCCGUCACCAUCAAGAGUCACCUGAAAUCCUUCUCCAUGGCCAACGGGAUGAACGCGGUGAUGAUGCACGGCCGCUCCUACUCCCUGGCCAGCAGCGGGGGAGGCAGCAGCAGCAAAGGCAACAGCCUGAAGAGAUCCAAAUCCAUUCGGCCGCCCCAGAGCCCCCCCCAGAACUGCUCGCGCAACAACUGCAAGAUCUCUUAGCAGGACGGGCACGCCGUGAGCUCCGUGUGCACCCACACGCCCAUGUACAGACGUUCGCACACUUCACCCUUUCCGACCGGAUCCUUCAGGAUGGGCCUCGGCUGCUCUCCCCGCGGUGCACGCAGGCGUCAGGAAUGUGCUCUCCUUUGGCCCCGCAUGUGAAGCGUGCUGCCGGCUGCAGGGGGGAGAGGACUCUGCCGAGUGACCCUCCAGGAAUGCUUUGGGCUUCACCUCUCGGCCUGGGGUGGAAAAUUCAGCAGCUGCCGGGUUGGGGAGGGGGA